UUCCUCCUGAGUCCGAAGAAGAGGUGUUGGCGAGUGGAUGAGUGGGAUCCACAUGCAGCUAUGGAUUACAUAACGAGUGAAGUUGCGACGUUCCAUUCUUGAGUUGAUACAUACAGCAUGUCAUUGUUAAACGGAAGAGAAUGCCAACUAAGUAGAAGAAGAUGAGUGGCUAUGUGUAUCUCAAACUCUCACCAACAUCACCAUCACCAUCACCUCCUCCGCCUCUCUCAAGACCUCAUCUUCUUCCCAUUCCCACCACCACCACCACCACCUUCCUCCGCAACACGCUCCUCGGCGCCGCCCUCUCCUUCGGCCUCAUCUUCUCCCUCCCCUCCGUCUCUGCUCUCCAAACAUGUCGCCAGCUAGACCCUCUGCAACACGAGGUCGUCACCAACCAAGGCCUCGUCGAGGAAGCGUGGCAGAUUGUCAACGACACCUUUCUCCACACCGGUCGCCACCGCUGGUCCCUCGAUUCUUGGCAACUCAAGAGGGAAGCUAUUUUGAGCAACUCCAUUCAGACCAGAUCAAAGGCGCACCAAAUCAUCAAGCGAAUGCUCGCCAGUUUGGGUGAUCCUUAUUCACGCUUUCUCUCCCCUGAUGAGUUCUCCAAGAUGGCGAGGUAUGACAUGACUGGUGUUGGAAUAAACCUCAAGGAAGUUCCGGAUGAAAAUGGAGAACUUAGACUGGAGGUACUGGGAAUUAUAUUGGAUGGUCCUGCUCAUUCUGCUGGUGUUAGACAGGGGGAUGAAAUAUUGGCUGUCAAUAACAUGGAGGUAAAGGGAAAAUCAGCAUUUGAAGUAUCAUCCCUGUUGCAAGGUCCUAAUGGAACAUCUGUGACUAUUCAGGUCAAGCAUGGGAACUGUGGACCUGUUGAAUCAAUAGAAGUCCAGCGGCAACUUGUUGCUCGUACACCAGUCUUUUAUCGGCUGGAACAAUUGGAUGGUGUUACUCCUGUGGGGUAUAUACGCCUCAAAGAGUUCAAUGCAUUGGCCAGAAAAGAUUUAGUCAUUGCAAUGAAGCGACUUCAAGACAUGGGUGCCUCAUAUUUCAUAUUGGAUCUCAGAGACAAUCUUGGGGGGCUAGUACAGGCCGGAAUUGAAAUUGCAAAGCUUUUCCUAAAUGAAGGAGACACGGUUAUCUACACUGUUGGAAGAGAUCCUCAGUUACAGAAAGCUAUUGUUACAGAUACUUCACCAAUGAUUCAAGCUCCUGUUGUUAUUUUAGUAAAUGACAAAACUGCUAGUGCAAGUGAAAUAGUUGCUUCCGCACUUCAUGAUAAUUGUAGAGCCGUUCUUGUUGGAAAACGCACAUACGGCAAGGGUCUAAUCCAAUCUGUAUUUGAGCUUGACGAUGGAUCUGGUGUGGUUAUCACUGUUGGGAAGUAUGUAACACCAAAUCACAAGGACAUAAACGGCAAUGGAAUAGAGCCUGACUUCCAGAAACUUCCAGCAUGGGAUGAUAUCAGCCAACAUCUUAAAAAAUGCAGUAUGCCUCAACAAGGAUAAAGCAGUUUCUUUGGUAUUCCAAUGCAAUCUUUUGCUUUGGCCUUAUCAUUUAAUUUGAAACUUUUGAAGAAUCUCCUCGAUGAAUGCUGCCAUGUAUAUCUAUCUCAAGAAUUUCUGGUUAAUAUAGAUAUAUAUGCCUGAACCUGCCUAGCCUUCUUGGCUAUAAUGGCAUUUAAUUUAAACAUACAUUGGCUAAUUGGCUUAACAUCCAAGAUUUGUGAGCAAGGAUUGGCUUAGAACAUUUGUAACUGUUCCAUUCAAGAUGAAGUGGAUAUGACAUGAGAAAGAAAUGACCCUAGGAAGCAUGCAAGAGUUUGUAUUCAAGCAGCCAGUGCAGAACUACGGUGACUUGGGUUUAAUACCUACUAACAUAUAGAAGCUUUGCUAUACAUUUUUAUAAACCUUUUGAUACUAUCUUCCCUUUUAUACCUUGCACCCCGCAAAUAUUAAUUUGUAUCAGACCUAUUAUUUGAUUGUCCGAAUGCAUGGAAAUUGGCACUUUAUUUGUAAAUAACUCAUAACCAUAUUAACAGUGACGAAAAUGGAAAUUGAGGAUUAUUACAA
Molecule: messenger RNA, 2069 nt
Organism: Cajanus cajan (pigeon pea)
Lineage: Eukaryota; Viridiplantae; Streptophyta; Magnoliopsida; Fabales; Fabaceae
Product: Peptidase S41 family protein
Biological process (GO): proteolysis
Molecular function (GO): serine-type peptidase activity; protein binding; endopeptidase activity
Source: RefSeq, a predicted model, not a curated record